Messenger RNA from Schistosoma haematobium, 3109 nucleotides. RefSeq lists its product as uncharacterized. NCBI's taxonomy places the organism in Eukaryota, Metazoa, Platyhelminthes, Trematoda, Strigeidida, Schistosomatidae. The coding region runs from base 107 to 814 and encodes 235 amino acids. The record is from RefSeq and is a predicted model, not a curated record. The transcript has 7 exons.
AUUUAAGUAUGAAUUCAGUAUUUAUACUACAGUGAAUGGAGGAGAAUUUAAUCUCUUUAAGAUUUCUACUUCAUUUGAUCUUUAUUUUAUAUUUUAAUUGAUCUAAAUGGUUAUAUUCGAAAAUUCUAAACAAAAUGAAGCUCCUUCUGGUGAUGUGGCAAAUGAUCACAAGAAUACCAACACACAUAUUGAAUCAUGUGAAGAAACGAUUAUAAACUUAUCAGUAUCAAACGACUCUAAUCACGAAAACUUUCAAAUAGCUGGUUCAAAUUCUCAGACUGAUCAUCGUUCGAACUAUUUCCGCAAUGAACAAUCUCCAUCUUCUGAUUCAUCAAAACUUACUAAUAUCAAUGUCAGAUUAAGUAUUCUUACCAGUUCAAGUUCCCCGAAACCAUUUAAAUAUACAUUGAAGCUUAUUCCUAUACCACAAGCAUUGAAUUCAACUUAUAUAGAAGGAGUAUAUGAAGUUAUUGACAAUGGUAAUAAAUCAUCCAAUCAAAUGUCAAAUGUGAAACAAAUGUCAUCAGAGAAAAGCUCAAAUGAAGUGGAUGAAACUUACUUACAUCUUGCAAAAGAAACUUGUGAUCAGCUAGACAAGCUAAAACCAAAUCGAAUUUUGAACACUGAAUCCCAUUCUCUGCCAUCAAAUUCUCUGAGAACUCAAACAAAGGUGGAUGAAACUUACUUACAUCUUGCAAAAGAAACUUGUGAUCAGCUAGACAAGCUAAAACCAAAUCGAAUUUUGAACACUGAAUCCCAUUCUCUGCCAUCAAAUUCUCUGAGAACUCAAACAAAGAAUAGUUCAAAUGAAUAGGAUAACAACCAGCUCAUUCAUUUAUCAACGGCAUUAUUUCUUGAUAAUUUAUUUCAAUUAUUUUCAGGUUUAUUUUAUUUUUUCAUAGAUGCAUUAGUUCUUCAGAUUGACGUACAUGAUAUAUGAUGCUUAACUAACUAUUCACCGUGAAUAAACAAUUUAUAUGAUGAAUUUAUUCGCUUUUAAAUGGUUCGAUAAAAGAGUAGCCAAAAGGAUUAUUAAUAUUCUAAGUAUUUAUCCUAAGGCGACAAUAAAGGGAAUUAGGGCCAAGAAAGGAUGAAAGGUUGGACGAAUAGUUUCUGCACGCAAAGUUCGGGCUUGAGUUCGUGGAUUACCAAUGCCUUAGUUCAACCUCUCAUUCUUCCUUGGCCGUGAUUCAAUAAAAUUUAUAAAUUGUAAAAUCCAUAGUUAGUAUUUUAGUGGCCCUUAAUCUGACUCCAAAUUGAUCGUUUCUGAUUGUUAUUGAAUAAUUGCUGUCAAAAUGUGAUUCAUGAAGAAUGAAUGAAUUGACUUGUCCAGAAGCGAGAAUAAGUUAUGUAAGCUUAACAUAGCAACCGACACUACAAUAUUCUAAGUUUUUGUUGCCGUACACAGAGGGUUGUCUAAACUCUCUCUCUCUCUCUUCACUCCAUUCUUGAUAACCGGUACACUAAGUAAAGUAUGUAAACUGAUGAUUGAAAAAUAAGUUCAAUCAAUUAUAAUAAUUGCUAUCAAUAGUUCAUAUGGAUACUUGGAUAUGAGAGUACUACUUAAAUAGGAGAGACUCACUAAUUUCAGUAUUUUGACUAUUGGAUAGUUUUUCUUUGUUUAAAUAACUUUGUAUUCAUUAGUGAGAACAAACCAGAACAAUUUAUAUGACAUAGGAAAUCUUUAUUUAGAAGAAAUCAAUUGCAUUGUAUUUGUCCUCAUCAGCUUACUAGUUUUGACUAUACGAAGGAACUGAGCUGAAUUAACUGACUGAGUUGUUUAACUAUCAAGAACUUAUCGGAAUUGAUUAUCUUAUUUUUAUGCUAAAAUUAUACUACUUGCUGUCAAUACGAACUAAUCACUUGCAGCAUGGUUAAUAUCUGAUGAAACUGUAUGUAUGCUUUGUAUUCGAGUAAAUCUCUUCAGUAAUAUACAAAAUGAGUUCAGAUUUGUAAGGGUUGUAUACAUUUUAUCCUUUAGUUAUUUCAUCAAUCUAAAAAGUAAUACAAGCUAAUAAAUGUAAAUCAUGGUCAGAAUCUAUAAUUCAACUAUUAAACGAAGUGAGAUUUUGUGGUACACUUUGGCAUGUUUACUAAACAAAUAAAACUAACGUUACUCUUCAACAAAGCCUAUCUGUAACCCUAAAAGUAAUAACAUUCAUCAAUUCAGAUGUCAAUAUGAAAGAGUAUCCAUCCCCUAAAUCCAGAGACGGAUAUGCGCUGUUGGAAAUUUUUGUUAUGAUAUAGGGCCAUAGUUCUAUCUAUCAGAAGAUACCUUUGAAUUACUUGACUAAUUUUAUAAAGAUCAGUGACGAAUAAGUGCUUUAUCUUAAAUAAAUAGAAGAACCAGAGAAAUGUGUCAAAUGUGAACAAUCAACAGAUCUACCAAUAGCAUUAAUAAACUGCCACUAUAUGAACUCGGUCUGACCCUGAUAUGAUUAUGCUUAGUCUAUUCGCCAAUUAUAAACGUGUACAUUUUUUUAUGAACAAGAGUAAGUUUCAUUGACUCAACUGUUGUGUGCUCUAGAUAUUGUUGUGUAUAUACCAUUUUUGUCUCCACUUUUUUUUCUGUUUCAUAAAUUGUAUUGAUCCCUGCUUUUGCACUGUGUUAAUUUUUGACUGUAGAAGCAAAUAAAGUUUUAUAAACGAAAUAGCUUACUUUUUUAACUUGACUCACUUCAAGACUUUGUGCUCGAUAGCCUAGGGAAUUCAUUAGAAUAUUCAACUAUAAAAAUGAUGUCUUACAGAGUUACGAACAGUGAUUUAUUCCUUUUUGAUUAACAAAUACACUUACAAUAGUUGAAAUCAUGAGUCAAUUGAAGCUAGACCACCAUGAAAAACCUGCAAGCACUGCACGGCCGUCUCGUCCUAAUAUGGGACUCCUCAGCAGUGCACAUCCACGACUCCACCCUGUGAGAUUCGAACCCAGGACCUACCAGUCUCGCGCGCCAGCGCUUAACCAUUAGACCACUGAGCCGGUAUCCGACGCUGUUAUUAUUAUUAUUAGUGGCUUUAUUCAAUAUUAUAGUUUUGGUACAAUAUAGAAUUCUCAGCACAGGUUAUUUCAACAAGUUACUUACGCAACAACAAAAGAAAAAACACAGUAACG